GAGCUGAGUGGGUGCCCGUGGUUGGAGCUGUGCGGGUGUUCCCCGGUGGCAAGUGCGGCCACAGCACCGGGCGCUUUUAAGUUCUUUGCGCGCAAGUUGCAAGGACUGAGUGCGAGUCUGGUAUAAUUUGGCAUCCUGAGAGUCUGUCUUAGGAAGAAGGAAGUGGAAAAUACCCUUGGAAAAAAGAAAGCUAAGACAAAAAGGAAGCCAGACUUACUUUUACAUGGUCAACUGCUCACUUACCAAUAUGGAUACUUUUCCCACUAUUUUUCCUCCUGGUGGAGACAGCGGGCUGACAAAUUCUCAAUCUGAGUUCCAAAAAAUGUUAAUUGACGAAAGGUUACGAUGUGCACAUCAUAAAACUAACUAUCAGACUCUUAAAGCUGAACACACAAGAUUGCAAGAUGAGUACAUAAAAUCACAACAUGAACUAAAGCGCCUGUUAAAUGAAAAGCAGACUCACCAGGAAAAAUUUCAGCUGCUGCUUGAAGAGCUAAGAGGGGAAUUAGUAGAGAAAACUAAAGACUUAGAAGAAAUGAAACUGCAGGUAUUAACUCCACAAAAGUUGGAAUUGUUACAAGCCCAAAUACAACAAGAAUUAGAAGCUCCAAUGAGAGAACGUUUUAGGAAUCUGGAUGAAGAAGUGGAAAAGUAUAGAACUGAAUAUAAUAAGCUUCGCUAUGAACAUACAUUUCUCAAAUCAGAAUUUGAACACCAGAAAGAAGAAUUUGCACGUACUUUAGAAGAAGAAAAAAUAAAAUAUGAAUCAGAGAUUGCAAGCCUGGAGAAAGAUAAAGAAGAACUACAUAAUCAACUGCUUAAGGUUGAUCCCCCAAGAGAAAGCAAACGAAUGGAGCUACUUGUUCGAGAGAAAGUCCAUUUGAGUCAGAAAUUAAAAGGUUUAGAGGCUGAAGUAGCAGAAUUAAGGGCUGAAAAAGAGAAUUCUGGUGCUCAGGUAGAAAAUGCGCAAAGAAUUCAGGUGCGGCAGUUGGCUGAGAUGCAGGCUACAGUCAGAUCCCUGGAGGCUGAAAAACAGUCAGCUAAACUACAGGCUGAACGCUUGGAAAAAGAGCUACAAUCAAGCAGUGAACAAAAUACUGUUCUAAUCAGUAAAUUGCAUAAAGCUGAGCGGGAAAUAAAUACGUUGACCAGUAAAGUAAAAGAACUUAAACAUUCAAACAAACUAGAAAUAACAGACAUCAAACUGGAGGCAGCAAGAGCUAAGAGUGAGCUAGAAAGAGAAAGGAAUAAGAUUCAGAGUGAACUGGAUGGAUUACAGUCGGACAAUGAAAUUCUCAAGUCAGCUGUCGAACACCACAAAGCUCUCUUAGUAGAAAAGGAUCGUGAAUUAAUACGUAAAGUACAAGCUGUCAAGGAAGAAGGUUAUCAAAAACUUGUGGUAUUACAAGAUGAAAAGAUAGAACUUGAGAACAGAUUAGCGGAUUUAGAGAAAAUGAAAGUGGAGCAUGAUGUCUGGAGGCAAUCUGAAAAGGAUCAGUGUGAAGAGAAAUUGCGGGCUUCACAGAUGGCAGAAGAGUCGGCCAGAAGGGAACUUCAGAGUAUUAGGUUAAAACUUCAACAACAAAUUGUGAAUAUUGAAAAUGCAGAGAAAGAAAAAAAUGAAAAUUCUGACCUGAAACAGCAAAUCAGUAGUUUGCAGAUCCAAGUGACCUCGCUUGCACAGUCAGAGAAUGAGUUGCUGAAUUCAAACCAAAUGCUGAAGGAAAUGGUGGAGAGGUUAAAACAAGAAUGCCGAAAUUUAAGAAGCCAAGCUGAAAAAGCACAACUAGAAGUUGAAAGGACUUUGGAAGAGAAACAGAUACAGUGGUUGGAAGAAAAGCAUAAGCUUCAGGAACGUAUCACUGACAGAGAAGAAAAGUAUAAUCAAGCUAAAGAAAAACUGCAGCGAGCUGCAAUUGCCCAGAAAAAGAGAAAAUCUCUUCAUGAAAACAAAUUGAAGAGACUGCAGGAGAAAGUAGAAGUCUUAGAGGCAAAGAGAGAAGAAUUAGAAACAGAAAAUCAGGUGUUAAAUAGACAAAAUGUUCCAUUUGAAGAAUAUACAAGGCUUCAAAAAAGACUAAAGGACAUACAGAGAAGACAUAAUGAAUUUCGAAGUUUAAUUUUGGUUCCUAACAUACCUCCAACAGCAUCUGUCAAUCCUGUUAGCUUUCAGUCAUCAGCCAUGGUUCCAGGCAUGGACCUAUCCUUUCCUCCUCAUAUGCAGGAGGAACAGCAUCAAAGGGAACUCUCUCUACUUCGCAAAAGACUAGAAGAACUAGAAACAACACAAAGGAAACAACUAGAGGAACUUGGAUCUCCUGGGGAAUGAUGUUCUUAGAGAAAAAGCAGAUCAAAAGGGAUGAAAUCAGUGUGACUCAAUAAAGCUUGAAGUUUUAACGUAUGUGGCAUUUAGAUAUUGUAUUACCAUUUGCCAGAACAUUUGUGUCUCAAGUAAAGGUACUGGCUACAUACUAUAUAUUGCAUCAGUGUCAGGAUUUUAGGAUUAUGCUAAUGACAAGUGAAGCAUUAAAACAGCUCCAGAGAUAUUUAGAAUAUUUAUUGACAACCCUUUGAGAAUGUUAAAAAAAAAAGAUGAAUGAAUUAGGGAAUCAAGUUUUUAAAUUAUUUUAUUUUCACUUUGAAAUUUUUUGGCUUUUUUUUUUGGUGUUUUGCCUGAAAUAUGCCCAUGUUGGAUUUGUUCUGCCUCUUUGAGAUAGUUGGCAGUAAUAGGGUCAGUAAACAAACAUUUUCCGGUUUAUUAUAUAGAACUAGAGUUCUCUAGUUCUUGAAAAAAGAUGAUUUAAAAGUCAGCAUUAAAAAACAAAACUUGAAGAUAUAUAAAUAUUAUAAAAUGCUACCGUUGUAAAGCUGUGGCACAUAAUUAAAGAGCUUAAUAAAUAUUUUU
Molecule: messenger RNA, 2905 nt
Organism: Odobenus rosmarus divergens (Pacific walrus)
Lineage: Eukaryota; Metazoa; Chordata; Mammalia; Carnivora; Odobenidae
Gene: CEP83
Product: coiled-coil domain containing 41
Exons: 16
Coding region: 224-2329 (701 amino acids)
Cellular component (GO): centrosome
Source: RefSeq, a predicted model, not a curated record